AUGAACGUUCCAGCUGGACUAAACCGAAUGGCAAUGGGCGUUGACAUAACUACCCUUGAUUUGGAACCUCUGGACUUCACUGAACCCGAUGGUUUUGCCGGCAGAAUCAUUGAUUUCACUUGUGACGAAGGAAAAGUCUGGAAACACCCAUACACUGGCACAACUUAUCAAGUUCCAGAUCAAAUUGGAAGCAUUGCUAGUGUGCCUGGAAGCUGGCUCAAUGCAGAGACACAUGUUUACAGAACUAAAUCGGACGUAAUCAAGAAACUUUCCGCUCGUGUAGGUAUCAAGGCAAAAUCUUUCUUCGGUUCUUUUUCGGGGAGUGCGAGCUAUAAAUCAAUCCGGCGAAUGAUUAAUGAGCAAUCUCUCUGUGUGACUGACGUCUCGUCUUUUGUUUCAACUUGCCAGGCUGUGUUUUCACCGGCACAAGUUCUUGGCUUAAAUCAGGACGCUAUGAUUCUCUACAAUUUUCUUCCGAGCCAGUUUGAAGAAUCACCUGAGCCUUAUUACGAUUUCAUCAAAAAUUACGGAACACACUUUCUUUUUAAAGGUGAAUUCGGCGGAUACAUUAGCGUGAUGUAUCUAACAGACAGUACUUACUAUUCUUCUCACACUACUAGGGAUAUUGAAGCUAAUGCAAAAGCCUCCUUUUUUGGCUUUUUGAAAUCAAAAGGUGGCUAUAGCGAUUCAGUUACUACAGUUGACCGCGAGUUCACUCAGUAUAGCUCCACCCGAAUCAUUCUGCACGGAGGUAACACUGCAUUACUGCAGACGGGAGAUUUGCCUCAAUGGGAUUCGUCUGUUCCCCAGAAUCCUUGGAUGUUUGCUGGUUCUCUGAUUCCCAUAUACAACUUGUUUCCCAACUCGACAAAAAGAAACUCAAUGGAGAGAGCUGUACAAGCCCAUCUCGACAAAUCAUUCAUUAAUGACGUCUUCUCAACACUCGAAGAUGCUUCACUGAAGUAUAAACAGACCGAUACUAGCCUUCUACGCUCUGUAAUUGAGGAAGGUGAAGCCUUACUAGAUGCAGUGAUACCCAACCAUGAACAAGUGAUUAUCUUCGGAGAGAGAGCUGAUCACCAUUUUGUUAUUCCUGAUUGGUGGGCUGAGACUGAAAUUUGCUUUAAGCCCAGAGAUGCAACUACAAGUAUGGGUAGUUGCCAAGAGAGCAGCGGCCCAUUUUGCGCCCCAUCUAAUGCAUACACCUACCGAUAUAUUGACUAUUCCUACGACUCUUUGCGAUCGUGUCAAAUGAGCUGGGCACUGUUUACGCCAGCAUAUGCAGAUAAUUGGUUCCAAAAAGCGGAAAUUUGUUUCAAGUUUGAGACAACUGGAGAUGGAAGGCAAUGUGGGAAUCCAGACCAGCCGUCUGUGUUCACCAACAAGUUCAUUCUCAGCUACGUUGGUCAGCUACAACCCUCAAUUCUUGUCACCAACUUCGAUCUUAAUUCCUGA
Molecule: messenger RNA, 1455 nt
Organism: Symsagittifera roscoffensis
Lineage: Eukaryota; Metazoa; Xenacoelomorpha; Acoela; Convolutidae
Product: perivitellin-2 67 kDa subunit-like
Exons: 2
Coding region: 1-1455 (484 amino acids)
Biological process (GO): complement activation
Cellular component (GO): membrane attack complex
Source: RefSeq, a predicted model, not a curated record